UUGUGACGUAAUGACGUUUCUUACGUUCUGUCCCACCACUACUACUGCUGCCGCUGGUUCAUUAAAUGCGAUUUGUGUUGUUUCAAUUGGCCGAAUCGGCUGAGUGCGGGCGCUCGACUGUGCUGUAGGCAUGCCGAAAAUAAUCUUUGUGCUUUGCUGAGUGUGUAGUUUCCAUGCGAAUCAUCCAUCAUCUACGUUGUUUGUUGUUGUUUUCUUCGGGUUGAAAUCGAGGCUGCGUGCAAAAUCAAUAGUUCCGAUUCACGUGUAUUCUCAUGCCUUCAUGCCGUUUUCAAAUGGUUAACAUCUAAUCGACGCCCAAUAUACAAGUAAUGGCAAUGAAGAUCAGCGCUCAAGACAAGAAGGACUUGGACAAGUUCACCAAAUUCCUAGCCCUCAAAUCUGCACAGGUCAUUGUGCAGUCCAGGUUAGGAGAAAAGAAAUCAACACAAUGUAAAAUGCACACUACUGGCACAGACUGGUUCAAUUUAGCUAUUGAGGACCUACCAGAUGUGCUAGCAGAAACAAAGAAGGCUCUAAAUGGAGAGAUUGUCAGUGCUCGAUUACCACUGUGUGUUGAAAUUUCUUUGCGGACUGUUGAAGGUGACCACAUGGUCCUAGAGUCUUGGUGCCUUGGCAUAGUGCCUGAACAAUGUGAUCCUUCUGUUAGAGUUACUCACACAGUUUACAAUCGAAUGGGAAUCUUGCUGAAAUCCUUAGUGUCUGUUACAAGAGUCACACCUGCCUAUAAGUUAUCCAGAAGGCAGGGACCUGAUUCAUAUAUUAUUUGCUAUCGCAUUUACAUGGAGGAACCUCAGCUGCACACAUUAGGUGAUGGCUACAAGCAAGUGCGAGUUGGACAGAUCUGCACACCCAUUGGAACACUCCAGUUGAGUGUGUCCUAUAGGACAAAGAUGACUAUAUCACCUACAAACAAUGGCAAAGACAACUCCAUCAUGCUGAAGAGUGAUCAUUUCAACACCAAUCUCAGUCCGAGGCAAAUGAGGUAUAAACAGAACGAGGAGAACAACGCAUCUCUGAACAACACGAUGAGAAUAGGCGCGUUUGCCGAUGCGAAAAGGAAACUUCCCGAACCGGAAAUGAUAAUACCUUGCGUCCCGUUCAGCAAAUUGCUCAGCAUGCGGAAGUCACCGGAACAGAAGGCCGAAAACGACGACAGAACCGAAGUCGAGGAGUUGAUGGCUGCGGCCGUAGCAGACGAUUCGUCCACGCUUGAAGUGGACGCAGACGUCGCCGUGAAAGGCAAGGACGACAAGAACGGCAAUGCCAAGGAUCGUCCCUAUUUAGGAGCACUUCCCACCCACCGGUUCACCAUGACGCCCACCAAUGACGAUUUCAUUAUGGUAGACUUGAAGACCCCAUUCGCUACUUCGAACGGAAAUAGUGAGCUGGGUAAAAUAUACAGGGAGUGGCAGACGGCGCCGCCGCUGAAAACUUUCAGCGAGAUACCGCCUCUCUCUGAUCAAGUGCCAGAUCUGACGAAGCAAUUGGAACGCUACGAGACGGCCAUGAAGACCUACGAUGAUAUGGUGCAAGCCCUUUGCGAGUCGCCAAACAACAACUGAAACGGAGGACGAAACCCGUUCGUUAUUCCCGAUCGCCGGAUUUGCCGUUUCUUCUGUGAAAAUACUGCAAAGUGUAGAAGGCGUUCGUUCGUUCCUUUCGUUUUCGUUUGUUGAAUGUGAAAUUAUAUAUUUUUAUAAUGUUUGUAUUUUCAUUUGCCCUCCCAUUAAAAUUUGUUACGUUACCGAGGUGUGCAUAUUUAUCGAGAGAAUAAUGUGAAAUUUUAUUAAAGAAAUUUUAGGCAAAAAUAUUGUUGGCAAUGGAAGCGAAAACUAAAGAAAAUUUAUUUAAAAAAAAUAAUAAUAAGAAAGAUUAUAUAAAUGAAAACAGAUAAUUUCCUUUAAAAUAACUAUAUUAUAUUGAAACACGUUAAAUUUAAGGAAAACCAAAGACUGAUGUAACGGAUAGGGAAAUGGACUGUACAGUUAACAGGAUUUGUUUCGUUUAUUAUUUUUUUUUAAUUAUUUAUGUUUUUUUUAGAUUUAUUGUUACACUUAUGUUUCGUUUUUAUUUUGCGCGAAAAAUAAUAAUUUAACAAAUACUCAACUAAAUUCUUUCAGAUUGCAUAUAUAUGCAUACUCAUACUAGUAACGUAAUCAUUCGAUCCAUCGAUAAUCAACAAUUUUAAAUUGAGUAUUUGGUAUGAUUGUGUAUUCAAUUAGUUUAUGUUAAAGUGUACUUUCUUUCAAUGCAUAUUUCUGUUUUCUAUUCGAUUUACAUCUUAUCAAUUUGAAAAAAAGCAUCCGACCUUGUGUGUAUGAUGUAUGUAAAUUUCUAUUUAUGUUAAUAAUUUCGAUUAUUAUUUCUUUCUGUGUUUAAUAUUUAAUUUGCUCAAUAUUAUUUAUGUAAUUUAAUAUGUAUUAUUAUGAUUUGGUCCAUUCUGCGGGCAUCGCAUCACAUAUGUGUAGGUACAGGAUCUACAGCUAAAACGAGAGAUGAGUACUUUUUAAGUAACUAAUAAGUAAUUCACU
Messenger RNA from Nicrophorus vespilloides, 2552 nucleotides. RefSeq names its product autophagy-related protein 13 homolog. NCBI's taxonomy places the organism in Eukaryota, Metazoa, Arthropoda, Insecta, Coleoptera, Silphidae. Gene Ontology annotation, biological process: autophagosome assembly; mitophagy; piecemeal microautophagy of the nucleus. The transcript is spliced from 4 exons. Gene Ontology annotation, cellular component: phagophore assembly site; cytosol; extrinsic component of membrane. The record is from RefSeq and is a predicted model, not a curated record. Bases 330 to 1583 code for a protein of 417 amino acids.